Beta vulgaris subsp. vulgaris (sugar beet) is the source of this 1437-nucleotide messenger RNA. Its product is annotated as jasmonate-induced oxygenase 4. The record is from RefSeq and is a predicted model, not a curated record. The coding region runs from base 57 to 1139 and encodes 360 amino acids. NCBI's taxonomy places the organism in Eukaryota, Viridiplantae, Streptophyta, Magnoliopsida, Caryophyllales, Amaranthaceae. The transcript is spliced from 4 exons.
ACAAUUAUAAAGCUCAUGAGAUAAUGCUCUCAAAAGCUUAACAUAUAAAUUAUCACAUGUGUAUGGGCUACAAAGAUAAUACUACUACAACAAUGGCAGAACUUUCUCCUUUAACCAAACAAGAAGUAGCAUCAAUGCUGGUUCAAGAGAUAGCUAAAAAAGGUGAUGAAAUUCCAGAUAACUUUCUUCACAAAGAUGGUAUCCCUGAAGCCAUUUAUGACCCUGAUUUGUGGAGGAAUGAUCUCCUUAUUGAUUUCUCUCUUCUUUCUUCUUCCUCAACAACGGAACUCGCGAAACUCCGAUCAGCUCUCUCUCAAUGGGGUUGUUUUCAGGUAAUAAAUCAUGGGAUAGAGGUCUCAUUCCUUGAAGAACUGAUUGAAGUUUCCAAGCAAUUCUUUGCUCUUCCCCUAGAGGAGAAGCUCAAGUGCUUUGAAGCAUUUCAAGGUUAUGGUAGUGAUACUUAUUCUUUUAAGCCAAAAACUUCCAAUUGGAAUGAUAGGAUAUUUCUUUCACUCUCCCCUAAGGAAAAGGUAAAUCUCCAAUGUUGGCCGCAGAAGCCUCAAAAUUUCAGGAUAAUGAUUGAGGAGUACUCAAAGAAGUUAACAACAAUGAAUGAAGUCAUGAGUACGGCAAUGGCAAAAUCACUUAACUUAGACGAAAACUGCCUACGUUUUGGGAAACGAGAACCAGCAAGUAUAAGGUUCAAUUUCUAUCCUCGUUGCUCAUCCCCUAAGCGAGUUCUUGGGUCCAAGCCACACUCGGAUCUCACAACAUUAACAUAUCUAUUGCCGGAGAAAGAUGUUGAAGGUCUUGAAAUAUUGAAAGAUGAUAAAUGGUACAAGGUUUUGCCCAUCCCUGGUGCAUUGUUUAUCAACUUCGGUGACUCUGGAGAGGUAAUGACUAACAGGGUAUUUAAGACCUCUGUACAUAGAGUGAGCACAAAUUCUGUGAAGGAUAGGAUAUCUGUGGCCGUGUUUUUUAGUCCAAAGGAUGAUGAGGAAGUUGGACCAGCAAGUGAAUUAAUUAGUGCUAAUCAGCCUCAAGUCUACAACAAGUACAUCAUGUCUGAGUAUCUGCGAGCAUUUUUCGAAAGCUAUAAGCUAGGGUCAGGAAGACCACUUGAUGCAUUUCAAAUUUAGCGUGUUUUUACACAUCUUAAGAAUAAAUUAAAACUGUUUGUUUAUGAUUUGCAUGGGUGUUGUAGAGACUAGAAAGAGGUGAAUUCUACAUGCUUCUGAGUUUAAUUAAUUGUACUCUAUUGUCUAUUCUUCUUUGAUUUGGGCAUUUGUGAGGAUCACGGGUAUGUGUCUAAAUGUCAAGUUUGGCUAUUUUAUGUAGUAACCAAAUGUUUUGGGUCAAAACUCAAGUGUCAUAUGUCGAUCAGCUUAUUGAAUUGUCAAAAAAAAUAUAUUAAUGGAAAAAGUAUUAUUUACUUCA